AUGGAUAAGCUCAUCCCAGAGAUCGAAGAGGACAGCGAUGAGGAGCCCAAGGGUAAGGAGAGAGAGAGGGAUGCAUCUGGGGCGCAGGGCGGAGAAGACCCCCCUCGAUCAAGUACUCACUUUUUGGCCUUAAUUGUCUAUGUUGACGAUGUUCUCAUUUCUGGUCCAUGUGAGGUAGAUAUUGUUGCUACUAAAAACUUUCUAGACAGAACAUUCACCAUCAAAGACUUGGGACAUGCCAAAUUCUUCCUUGGUUUGGAGAUUGCUAGAUCUCCCUCAAGAAUGUACAUUAAUCAAAAGAAGUAUAUUUUAGACAUUUUGUCUAACCAUGGUUUGCAAAAUGGCAAGAUAGCUCAAGCUAUGAAACUUUCUUCUGAUACUAGCCCACUUCUUACUGAACCAAAGAAGUACCGAAGGUUAGUGGGCAAGCUACUGUAUUUGAAUCUCACCAGGCCUAACAUUUCAUUCUCUAUGCAACAAUUAAGUCAGCAUAUGCAGAACCCACACCAGUUACACUGGGAUGCUGCUACACAUGUCCUUAAAUACCUUAAGAGUUGUCUUGGAAAAGGAUUAUUUUUCCCUUCUGAAAAUUCUUUUCAUCUCACUGCCUAUUGUGAUGCAGAUUGGGCAUCAUGUGUUGAUAUUAGGAAAUCAGUAACUGGAUUUUGUGUAUUUCUUGGGCGUGCCUUGAUUUCUUGGAAGUCCAAGAAACAAUCCACUGUUAGUAGAUCAUCUGCAGAGGCUGAAUACAGAAGCAUGGCCUCAACAGUUUCUGAGCUGCAAUGGUUAUCAUAUUUGCUCCAAACUUUUCAAUUACAAAUUUUUCUUCCUAUCCCUCUCUAUUGUGAUAACAAAGCUACCAUCCAUAUUGCCUCCAACCCAGUUUUCCAUGAACGCACGAAACAUACAGACAUUGAUUGUCAUGUUGUCAGGGAUCAAAUGUUGGCUUUUGACAAUGAUACAAGAGAUUAA
Messenger RNA from Hevea brasiliensis (rubber tree), 972 nucleotides. RefSeq lists its product as uncharacterized. The record is from RefSeq and is a predicted model, not a curated record. Bases 1 to 972 code for a protein of 323 amino acids. The transcript has 3 exons. NCBI's taxonomy places the organism in Eukaryota, Viridiplantae, Streptophyta, Magnoliopsida, Malpighiales, Euphorbiaceae.